UCUCAACAGGAACAACUUCGAGGGCAAAUCGAAUUGGUUUGAAGCAAUGGGCGACAAAAAAUUCAACGAGUUCAAUGUUGCUUAUUACAUCUCAAGAGGCCAACAGCGAUCAGUGGAUGAACAUGAGGAUGAAAGCGGUGGUGGAUCAGGUGCUAAUUAUCAGAAGGAUGCAACAAGGGCCGUUGGAAGACAUUCCAAUUCCGGCUCUUAUGAGGACAUCCGCAGCUCCAUAUUGGAGUACUAUUUGAGGGAGAUUUCUCGACGACUGAAUAUUCUGAAAGAGCGAGAGUACAUGGAUUAUGUGCACGAUAAGUGGCACACAGUUGCUGCUGGAUCGGAUCUUCUUUUUCUCUAUCUCUAUUUUGUAAGCUUAACUGCUCUUGUAUCAUAUUUGGCUUUCACGUGCCUCGAGUGACCUGAACUGUAAUAUAGAGAUCUUGUGCAAU
Molecule: messenger RNA, 446 nt
Organism: Symsagittifera roscoffensis
Lineage: Eukaryota; Metazoa; Xenacoelomorpha; Acoela; Convolutidae
Exons: 2
Coding region: 47-415 (122 amino acids)
Biological process (GO): monoatomic ion transport
Cellular component (GO): membrane
Source: RefSeq, a predicted model, not a curated record